This is a messenger RNA of Myzus persicae (green peach aphid), 534 nucleotides long. RefSeq lists its product as uncharacterized. The coding region runs from base 1 to 534 and encodes 177 amino acids. The record is from RefSeq and is a predicted model, not a curated record. The transcript has 2 exons. NCBI's taxonomy places the organism in Eukaryota, Metazoa, Arthropoda, Insecta, Hemiptera, Aphididae.
AUGGAACUUAUGCAGCCUUACUUGGACAGUGGAAGGUGUUUAUACGCGGAUAAUUGGUACACCAGUAUUGAUCUUGCAGAAAAAUUACUAGAUAGACAAACACAUUUAGUGGGAACGCUAAGAUCCAACCGAAAACGGAAUCCAAAAGAGGUGAUAGCCAAAAAACUAGUUAGAGGAGGAGUAAUUUCAAAACAAAAUCGACGUGCUUUUAUGGUACUGAAGUGGAGAGACCGACAUUAUAAUACAGGAAAAUCGUAUAUCGAUUUGACAGAUCAAUUGGGCUCCUAUCAAUCUUGCCUAAGGAAAUCUCUCAAAUGGUAUAGAAAAAUAAUGUUUGAUAUAAUAUGUAACACAUCUAUGAUCAAUGCUCUAUCAUUGUAUACUGGUGUAACUGGAAAUAGAAUGAAACUUGUGGAAUUUAGAGAAGCUGUCAUUCAAGGAUUGUUGAGGAAUAAAACUACAACACACGUACCAACACAAAAAAUAAAUGAACAUUUAUUGGAAAAAACAUCAAAAACUGGAAGGUGUAAAUGA